GCAAAAGAACACAAGGGGCGUCUAUUCCGCCAUAUUGAAUUACCAAGAGAAGACAAGAGGAAAAUCGUCCCCAAUCAAGCACCAAUCUGACCCAUCGUUGACCCAAACCGAUAACACCUGGAUUCUACAAGUAGAUAGAGGGACAAUUAACCGUGUUUGAUUGUGAUUUUUUCAGACGAUCCCCGAUUACAUAGUAAUUAACUUGUUGAGGCGGCUCUUCCGUUCAUUCCGGAAGUUGUAAUAUGGGGACGAAGGACGACGAAUAUGACUACUUAUUUAAAGUUGUUCUGAUUGGUGACAGUGGUGUGGGUAAAAGUAAUCUCCUAUCCAGAUUUACCAGGAAUGAAUUCAACUUGGAAAGUAAAAGUACAAUCGGAGUCGAGUUUGCUACCAGGAGUAUACAGGUGGACGGCAAGACAAUCAAGGCACAGAUCUGGGAUACAGCCGGCCAGGAACGGUACCGGGCCAUCACUAGUGCGUACUACAGAGGGGCGGUAGGAGCCCUCCUUGUGUACGACAUCGCUAAACACUUAACAUACGAAAACGUGGAACGCUGGCUUAAAGAGCUCCGCGACCACGCGGACAAUAACAUAGUUAUCAUGUUAGUGGGGAAUAAGAGCGAUUUACGACAUCUACGAGCCGUGCCCACAGACGAGGCCAAGGCUUUCGCAGAAAAAAAUAACCUGUCUUUCAUUGAAACAUCGGCUUUGGAUUCCACCAAUGUAGAAACAGCAUUUCAGAAUAUUUUAACAGAAAUUUACAAAAUCGUUUCACAGAAGCAGAUUCGUGAUAGCCCGGACGAUGAUAAUUCACCGAGUAACAAUGUACAGACAAUUCACGUGGCCCCGACCGACAACAACGCCCCCAAACAACAGAAAUGUUGUAACGUCUGAGGGGGGGCCCACCACCAGGCAUCAGGAACCAAACAACAACAAAGGGAGAUCACUCGUUUCAGCAUCACUAUUGUCAAAGUGCUCGGGAUUUCAAGUGUUUACAUAUCAUUUGACGAGUGGUUAGGGUGGAGUGAAGACAAGAGUUCUGUUUUCCUGAUUAUGUUAUUUUGCUAUGAAUUGUUCUUUUUUUUAUGUACAUAUAGUUAUGGUUAAUGAACUGUGUCGAGAAAUUGGAUUUGUAUGUUAAUGUUAUUAUACAGAAUGCAACACUUUGGUGGCUAUUUUGUUUCUUAAUGAAUAUUGAUGCAUUUUUGCUACAUGUAUGUACAACUUUGAUGCGGACCUAAAACUUUGUGAAACAAGUAUACUGCCCAAGAAAGAUGGUAAAAUAUUUUGUUGCUAAAUUAGAAUGCUAACUGAAUUGCAGUAAGGGAGAUUUCUUGAGAAUGUUUCCACUUGAGGAAGUGCAUUGUUCAAUAUAUUAUGUCAUGUUUUUUUUUUUUUUAAUUACAGACAGGGCAAGUUAAAAUAUUGCAUAAACAGCUGUGUGCUUAUGUCUGUAAACGAUUUGUGAAAUUCUUUUUACCAUUUUUCUUUUUUAAUCAUUAAGUGUAGAUUUCACAAAAUGAACAAAAGAAAAGGAAAUGCAUGGCCGUUUUGAAUUGUGCAUUUAAACACUAAAAUUGCUGCAGAUAAUUAUUUACAUUUGUGUAGACAUGUACAGAUAAAUUUAAACUGUUUGAGUGGAUCCAAACACUGUAAUAAUACUGAUGCUGAAAUGAGGGGUGGAUUCCAAUAUUUCUUUAAAACAUGAUAACAUUAUAACAUAAUAUGAGGAGUGGAUCCUCAUUUUUUGUUCAGACUUGAAUAUUUGAGAACUAUCAUUUUUGACCAUCAAAUGUUAUAAAUUUAUGGAAGAAAGAGAAUUUAUUUUGUAAACGAUGGUCACUGCAUUUUUAAUUUUUAUACUAAAUCUGGCUUUAUCAUUCGCCUUGGUCCUAGAAGGAUCAAUGAAAACUUUGUGUGUUUAAUUUAUUUAUCAGAUUUGAUAUUCAAAAAAAAUACAUGCAUUUUUUUUUAUGUUAGAAAUCAAUGUCAAAAAUUUUAAAGGUUUUCAUUUUGUGGACAUAGAAUUAUAAAUCAAUUUUGCUAAAAUAUUGUCUUUUUUGAAGUUUGCUCAUAAGAUGUUUUGGGCAGAAUAUAUAAAAAGUUGAAAUGAAAUUUUGUUUUCCAAAAAAGAAAAAUUAGAAAACAACAAGGAGAAAAAAAUGCUCACCCACAUGAUUGGAUAAUGGGAACAUACCUACGUAAUGUGAAAAUGAUGUUUUGUUGACCUACAUAAUGUGAAAACGUGGCGGUUGGCCUACAUAAUGUUAAAUUGAGGCUUUGUUGACCUACAUAAUUUUAAAAUGAGGCUUCUUGGAUCUACGUUAAUGUGAAAAUGAGGCUUCAACUAAAGUGCUAUACUUAUAUUUAUUGGUUAUUGUAUACAUAUAAUAUCAAAAAAGAACAAGCUAAUUGUGUACAACAGUGACUUUUGUUUAUUACCUGUACAAUGUAACUUGUCUGAUUGUGUCAAAAAUGAAAUUGUUGAACAUACAGUAGGAAGGCUGCAAUAUGUAAUGUAGUCAGAUAUCAAAACGUCUGAUAAUGAAAAGUUACCGCCCUUUAUGUCCAAGAUGAAUUCUGUGCGUUGGUUUUGGUGCAGUUGUUAAAAUUGACACUGUAAGAGGAGUUAACAUUUGAUAUAACAAACUCUCAGUUUAAACUGUUGGUAUACAAAUUGUAACAUUUUCUCUGUAUAAUAUUUUUAAGCUAUACUAAAUUUAUCAAACUGCAGUUUACUAGAUUUUUAAUUCAUUCCAGAUAUUCAUACAAUGAGCUAUUUUUUUCUUUAUUUUUUCACACCUUUACUAUAAUUCUGCAUGUUUUGUUUAUUAUUGGCAUUCAGUGAGAGAAUGGGUCUGUCAGGACCAAAGAAUUUAUGUGUGAAUGUGAGAGGUAUUAUUAAACACUGGAAUAAAUAUAUGAAAUAUGA
Saccostrea cuccullata (small rock oyster) is the source of this 2931-nucleotide messenger RNA. Its product is annotated as ras-related protein Rab-11A. NCBI's taxonomy places the organism in Eukaryota, Metazoa, Mollusca, Bivalvia, Ostreida, Ostreidae. The record is from RefSeq and is a predicted model, not a curated record. The transcript has 6 exons. Gene Ontology annotation, biological process: exocytosis. Gene Ontology annotation, molecular function: GTP binding; GTPase activity. Gene Ontology annotation, cellular component: recycling endosome; Golgi apparatus. Bases 243 to 893 code for a protein of 216 amino acids.